This is a messenger RNA of Talaromyces proteolyticus, 1359 nucleotides long. RefSeq lists its product as uncharacterized. Gene Ontology annotation, biological process: regulation of DNA-templated transcription. The coding region runs from base 1 to 1359 and encodes 452 amino acids. The transcript has 2 exons. Gene Ontology annotation, molecular function: DNA-binding transcription factor activity, RNA polymerase II-specific; zinc ion binding. Lineage: Eukaryota; Fungi; Ascomycota; Eurotiomycetes; Eurotiales; Trichocomaceae. The record is from RefSeq and is a predicted model, not a curated record.
AUGCCUCGACGAAGCCGAGGAUGUAGAGCAUGUCGGCAAAGACGGAUAGGUUGUGAUGGCGCUCUACCAAGCUGCCGCCAGUGUCUUCUUACCAAUCGCCAAUGCUCUGGGCCUCUGCAGGGUACCAUCAUCAUUGAUCAGACUGCAAGUGUCAAGACCCGCUACAGGAAGGCCCCUUUUGGCUCGGACAAAAAAAAUGUCUCGAUGAUGCAUCAGCCAUCAUAUGGAAAGAUCUGGUCACUGGCCUUCGCUUCCGAGAUCUUCUCAAUGAUAACGUCUACGACUGAUCGGCCUACAAGACCAGCGUGGUUACGUCGAUUGAGCGACGUACCUCUAAAUGAGAGAGGCUUGGCCCUGGAUCUUUCUCUUCAGGCACUCGCUAUUGCUUACUAUGGAGCGACUUCUAGCAACAGCUUGGUUGUUCAACAUGCCUGGUUAAUAUACGGGAAGGCCCUAUCUGGACAGUCCAAGGCUGUUUCUUAUCGCUCUGACGCGUCAAGUGCAACCAUAAUAUAUACAUCUGUAAUCAUGUCACUCUUCGAAGCUGUAUGCUCCACGGAUGUCGCCGCCUAUGCCGCCCACCUUGCUGCGACUCGGAAAAUGCUAGCUUUAGCAAGCUCUCAGCUUGCUCAGAACGAAUUGCUUAGACAGGUGGCUCUACAUGUCCAAUACCAAACGUUGCUUAUGAUGAUAGCUUCGCCACUUGAUUACCUAGCGCUCGAACCAGAUACUGAUAUGUGGACUCGCCUGACAUUGAACAUGGCUAAUAGUUCGCAGCAGGUAGCUGACCAGUUAAUACCUCAGUUAUUCAAACUAGGAAAAAUAUUGUCUGCUAAAAUACAUGAUCCCGAAAAUCCUGUUGCCCAUUGCAACGACAUACGGUCAAACAUUGACAAGAUUUGGACUGGAUAUGAAGAUCAGGCAAAUUUACGCGGCGAAUAUAUUCAAUACAAUUUGGAAGGUGAAAUCAAGUAUCGGAAUGGUUCGACAGCUAUAGUUACGUCGUACUAUACCACUGCCAAAAUGAUGUUCUCCCUCGCUGAACCCCAAAAAAAUGCAAGCGAGAUCAACAAUUAUUGUCAGAUAAUUAUUGAAUGCGCUAUGUUUCUUUUCCGAACCCACAGCUCAGUUGGUUGUGCGCUAUUACCCUCUUUCCUUCCAUUAACUCUUGUGGCGAUGUACAGCCCAUCACCAAACUACCGAAGAAUGGCUUACAAUUUGCUUAAUGAUCGGGUUUUAGGUACACCAUUCGCAGGUUUGAGGUCGAUUAUACUUCAACAAAUCGGUUCAGUGGACAAAAAUACCUCACCUUGCGGAAUCGAUAUGCAGAUGGCAGUGCCGACAAACUUGUUGCUAUGA